Molecule: messenger RNA, 1517 nt
Organism: Daldinia decipiens
Lineage: Eukaryota; Fungi; Ascomycota; Sordariomycetes; Xylariales; Hypoxylaceae
Product: HAD-like domain-containing protein
Exons: 2
Coding region: 168-1184 (338 amino acids)
Molecular function (GO): phosphatase activity
Source: RefSeq, a predicted model, not a curated record
UUCAUGACAAGUUCUUCAUUACAAGACAAGACAUAGAAACAUAUCCACCAAGCAAUUCACUGUUAACUACUACAUUUGUUUCCGUAGUAUAGACUCCGGUUUGCAUUUCUCUUAGACCAUUUAGACUUGAGAUCAUAUACACACAUAUAUAUAUAUCAACAUCCAAGAUGCCUAUCGCACUUACACCACCUCCGGUUCCUCAGGCCAAAACCCUCGGAGAUGCCAAGGCUCAAUCCACAGACAAGAGAAAGAUUAUCUGCUUUUCAGACUUUGAUGGCACAAUCUUUAUGCAAGACACCGGACACGUUCUCUUCGAUAACCACGGCUGCGGCUCCACGCGAAGAGAGGUGCUAGACGAGCAAAUCAAGACCGGCGAGCGAUCCUUCCGGGACGUCUCAGAAGAAAUGUGGGGAUCUCUAAACGUGCCCUUCGAAGACGGCUUCCAAGUCAUGGAGAAGUCCCUCGAGAUCGACCCGGACUUCCGGAGCUUCCACCAAUACUGCCUCAAGAACAACAUCCCCUUCAACGUCAUCUCCGCCGGCCUCAAGCCCAUCUUAAGAAGAGUCCUGGACACGUUCCUGGGAGAAGAGGCCUCGUCGCACAUCGACAUCGUGGCCAACGAGGCGCACAUCUCGGCCGACGGCUCCGAGUGGAAGCCCAUCUGGCGCCACGACACAGAGCUCGGCCACGACAAGGCGCAGUCCAUCACGGAGGCCCGCAAGGAGGCGGAGACGGCGUGCGACGACGGCACGGUGCCGCUUAUCGUGUUCAUCGGCGACGGGGUGUCUGAUCUGCCGGCGGCGCGGGAGGCGGACGUGCUGUUCGCGCGGCGCGGGCUGCGGCUCGAGGAGUACUGCCAGGAGCACAGCAUCCCGUACAUCCCCUUCGACACGUUCGCGGACAUCCAGCGCGAGAUCGAGCGCAUCCGGCUCGAGGACGAGAAGAAGACGGGCGGCAAGGGCGUGCCGGUGCGCUUCAACCCCCGCGCUAACCUCUGGCGCAGGGUCUCCAGCAAGAACGCCGUGCCCAGAUACGUCGUCAUGUCCCCGACUAAGGAGGACAAGAUGUUCCUCUGGCCCGAGGCCUUCUCCGAGCUCAAGAAGCCAGAGGUCGAAGUCACCGAGACGUCUAUGCCGACGGUCCAGGAGCAUGCUCUGCAGCAUUCGGUGCGGAGCGCUGCUUAGUUGGGGGGAUGGCAUAUAUCAUCGUUGGAUGUCUUUCUUGGAAGAAGACUAUAACUAUUGCAUAUCACGGCGUUCACGUUGGGUUGCUUUUAUUUGUUUGGCAUGGUUCAGCGAUGUGGAGUUACACGAUACCGCCUUGCGAUAGCACGAGGAAAGGAUAGGCGUUUGGGUUAGAACAUACAUAACAUAGCAUGGUGAAGCUUGCGGGAUACAUUUAGAUUAUCUAUCUUAGUUAAAGAGGGUUUUUUUUCUUUCUUAUAAUAGACGAUAUUAUUAUCAGGGAAACUUGAACUGCGGUAUUACAUAGUGUUUGUUUAUUUGUUUGUUUGUUUG